AUGAAUUUUGAUCCUCCUGUCUUAAGAAAUCAAAACCAAAACCUUCUAUACUUCAAUGAAAAUUCUUUCUCUAAUGAUAAUAUCUCUUGGGAAUUAGAAGAUAUCGUUGAUUUCUUCAAUGGUGAUAUCAAUUUCAACAAGGACUCACUAUCACAAACAAAAGAAUCAUUAUUAUUACCAUUAUCAUUACCUGCUGAAUCCAACUCUUCAUAUCCAUUACUAAGCAAUGGAUCACUUGAAGUCUCAUCUAAUACUACUUACACACAAGUGAUCAAAGAGAAACAAACAUCAUUCUCAUUGCCCUUAAAAAAAAACACAUCAUCGUCGUCCUUGCCACUACCACCAAUUAAAGAAAGUAACACAAGGGUAUUUAGAGGAGUACGAAGAAGGCCAUGGGGGAAAUUCGCGGCGGAGAUAAGGGACUCAACAAGAAAAGGGGCUAGAGUAUGGCUUGGAACAUUCAACACGGCCGAAGAAGCUGCUUUAGCUUACGACCAAGCUGCUUUUUUAGCAAGAGGUUCAUUGGCAGUGUUGAAUUUUCCAGAGGAUGUAGUUAAAGAAUUACUCAAAGAAAUGGCUAGAAAUUCUGAGCCUUUAGAAGAAGGUACUUCUACUUCCCCUGUGUUGGCAAUAAAGAGAAAAUACAUCAAGAGAAAAUCACCCAAUAAGGUUAGCAAAAAGAAAAUGAAAACUGAUCAUAAUGGUGAUCGAACAAAGAGAGAGACCAAUACUAAAUCUAAAAAUGUGUUUGUGUUUGAAGAUUUGGGUGCUGAAUAUCUUGAGCAACUAUUGAGCUUAACUUCUUAG
Messenger RNA from Medicago truncatula (barrel medic), 807 nucleotides. RefSeq names its product ethylene-response factor C3. Bases 1 to 807 code for a protein of 268 amino acids. The transcript has a single exon. NCBI's taxonomy places the organism in Eukaryota, Viridiplantae, Streptophyta, Magnoliopsida, Fabales, Fabaceae. The record is from RefSeq and is a predicted model, not a curated record. Gene Ontology annotation, biological process: regulation of DNA-templated transcription; ethylene-activated signaling pathway. Gene Ontology annotation, molecular function: DNA binding; DNA-binding transcription factor activity.